Suncus etruscus (white-toothed pygmy shrew) is the source of this 3489-nucleotide messenger RNA. It is a transcript of the gene MAP7D1, whose product is annotated as MAP7 domain containing 1. Bases 342 to 2921 code for a protein of 859 amino acids. Gene Ontology annotation, cellular component: microtubule cytoskeleton. The record is from RefSeq and is a predicted model, not a curated record. Gene Ontology annotation, biological process: microtubule cytoskeleton organization. NCBI's taxonomy places the organism in Eukaryota, Metazoa, Chordata, Mammalia, Eulipotyphla, Soricidae. The transcript is spliced from 17 exons.
GGCCUGGCCCAGCCCCGGGCCCGGCGGUACAAUAGGGUUGGGCCGCGGAGGGGACCGGGCGGACACUGAGCGCGAUCGCCACCCGGGUCGAGUCGCAGGCCCUCGGCGAUCGACGGGACGAACCGAUCCCCUGCAAUUCCGAUCUUUCCCAGAGCGACCCCUCCAAACCCCCAAGCCCCCCAUCCCGCCUCUGAGUCGUUUGCCCGCCGGGCCGGGCCGGGCGGGAUGCGCCUCGGGACCCGGGUCCUGGCCGCUGGCCGCCGCCGUCGCCGCCGCUGCUGCUGCUGAGACCCGACGCCACUCCACUCCACCCCACCCGACCCCCCAAGCCAGCCGCAGUGAUGGAGAGCGGCCCGCACGCCGGGCGGGGUGCCGGCGCAGCCCCAGCUCCGGCAGCCCGAACCCCUACAGAGCCAAGACCUUCUCCAGAAGGUGACCCUUCCCCACCACCUCCGCCACCUCCAAUGUCAGCCCUGGUGCCUGACACUCCACCAGACACCCCUCCUGCCAUGAAGAAUGCCACUAGCCCUGAGCGGCUCUCUCUAGAUCCAGAGAGGCCUCGCAGCCAGCAAGAGUCCCCUUUCUCAGAAGCGAAGGUCAGGGGGUCCACCCCGCCAGCCACAGGCCCAAGGGACGCCAGGCCAUCCCGCAGGAGCAGCCAACCAUCCCCAACAGCGGUGCCAGUCUCUGACAGCCCUCCUGCCAAGCAAGAUGUAAAGAAGGCAGGAGAGAGGCACAAGCUGGCCAAGGAGCGGCGAGAAGAACGGGCCAAGUAUCUGGCCGCCAAGAAGGCAGUGUGGCUGGAGAAGGAAGAGAAGGCCAAGGCAUUGCGUGAGAAACAGCUCCAGGAGCGCCGGAGACGGCUGGAGGAGCAGCGGCUGAAGGCUGAGCAGCGCCGCGCAGCCUUGGAGGAAAGGCAGCGACAAAAGCUGGAGAAAAACAAGGAGCGCUAUGAAGCAGCCAUCCAGAGGUCAGUGAAGAAGACAUGGGCAGAAAUUCGACAGCAGCGCUGGUCCUGGGCAGGCGCCCUGCACCACGGCUCCCCCGGACAUAAGACCAGUGGGAGCAGGUGCUCCGUGUCGGCAGUAAACCUGCCCAAACACGUGGACUCUAUAAUCAACAAGCGGCUCUCAAAGUCCUCUGCCACGCUCUGGAACUCCCCCAGUAGAAGUAAGAGAAGGCCCAGCCUUACUCCCCACCAGAGCUCAGGACGGACCCCAGAGCCCUCCCACGCCCCAGAUCGCAGCCUGCAGCUGAGUGCCUGGGAGAGUAGCAUCGUGGACCGUCUGAUGACGCCCACCCUCUCCUUCCUGGCCCGGAGUCGCAGUGCGGUCACACUGCCCCGCAACGGCCGCGACCAGGGUAGGGCCGGCGGCCCCGGGAGAGCCCCCAGCAGGGGCCGGGCAGGGGCCAGCCUCGCCCGUGGGCCGCCCCCCGACCGCACUCAUCCCUCCGCAGCCGUGCCCCUGUGCCCACGCUCGGCCUCUGCUAGCCCCCUGACGCCGCCCUGCAGCGCCCCCCGAAGCGGGCACCGCUGUGCCCCUCCUGGGGAGCGCGCGGAGCGCCGCAAGCCCAGUGCGGGCGGCAGCCCCGUUCUGGCCCGCAAGCGGCCCGAGGCUUCGCCGGGACAGAAAAAGGAGAAGAAGGACAAGGAACGGGAGAACGAGAAGGAGAAGAGUGCCCUGGCCCGGGAGCGCAACCUCAAGAAGCGACAGUCCCUGCCCGCCUCUCCCCGUCUCCGCCUCUCGGCCGGCAGCUCAGCCUCAGAGCUUAGUCCUAAAUCCAAGACCCGACCAUCCUCUCCCUCCACAUGGCACAGACCUGCCUCACCUUGCCCCAGCCCAGGGCCAGGCCAUGCUCUGCCCCCCAAGCCACCAUCCCCCCGAGGCACCACUGCAUCACCCAAAGGGCGCGUUCGGAAAAAGGAUGAGGCAAAGGAGAAUUCCAGUGCAGCUGGGCCUGACGACAAGAACCAGAGCAAGGGCAGGGCCGGUGAUGGGAAGGAGGCAGCAGCGGCCACCUCACCAGCACCCUCACCUGCGCCCUCUCCCAUCCCUGCUCCACCACAGAAGGAGCAACCCCCAGCAGAGAACUCUGCAGAUACUGCUGUCCGGACCUCAUCCCCAGCCCCACCUCCACCUCCCCCGGUGACCCCUAGCAAACCCAUGGCGGGCACUACGGACCGAGAAGAGGCCACCCGGCUCCUCGCUGAGAAGCGGCGCCAGGCUCGAGAGCAGCGGGAGCGUGAGGAACAGGAGCGGAAGCUGCAGGCCGAAAGGGACAAGCAAAUGCGAGAGGAACAACUGGCUCGGGAAGCUCAGGCCCGGGCCGAGCGCGAGGCCGAGGCCCGGAGGCGGGAAGAGCAGGAGGCCUGCGAGAAGGCUCAGGCUGAGCAGGAGGAGCAGGAGCGGCUGCAGAAGCAGAAAGAGGAGGCUGAAGCUCGGUCCAGAGAAGAAGCGGAGCGGCAGCGGCAGGAGCGGGAAAAGCACUUCCAGCGGGAGGAGCAGGAGCGGCAAGAGCGCAGAAAGCGCCUGGAGGAGAUCAUGAAGAGGACUCGGAAGUCUGAAGCUGCAGAAACCAAGCAGAAGCAGGAUGGAAAGGAGGUGAAAGCCAACACUUCGGGUCCAGACCCUGACAGAGCUGAGGACACCCAUUCCUCAGAGCUGCAGAAGGAGGCAGGGCAGAAAGAGGCACUGACUCCCCAGGAGCCUCAGUGGAGCCUGCCAAGCAAGGAGCCACCUGGGUCUUUGGUGAAUGGCCUGCAGCCUCUCCCCGCGCACCAAGAGAAUGGCUUCUCUAAGGGACCGUCUGGGGACAAGAGUCUGGGCCGCACACCAGACACGCUCCUGCCCUUCGCAGAGGCAGAAGCUUUCCUCAAGAAAGCCGUGGUGCAGCCCCCACAGGUCACAGAAGUUCUUUAAACGGUUGCCUUGGAUCUAGACACAGCACUGAGAGCUUCUCUGCAUCACCUACCAGGAGAUCUGAAGAAAAGGAAAUGGAACAAAGCCGGAAGUGGCCUGGGCACCCAGGAGGGUCCUCUUUGUUGUUUUUAAUCUGCACCUUAUAGACUGAUGUCUCUUUGGCAGGAGCCAAGUCCUGUCCUCAGUGCAUUUGUGUGCUCACACGUACGGACACCCCCAACCCCACACACACAUACACUCACAGCCUCUCGGUCUCCUCUCGUGGGAGAGGAGUAUUUGCCUCUGUAGUAUUUGCCUUGGUCUGGUGGGGUUUGGUGGAUGUGAAUACUGUAAAUAGCUUGUGCUCAGACUCCUCUGCCUGGAGGGGCGGGUGCAGGAGGUCAACCCUCCCAAGACUCCUGGGGAGCUCUUCCUCUCUAUUUAACUGUAACUGAGGGGGAGCCCAAGAACGGGCUGGGGGCACCCGGGGCCACAGGUUGCUUUAGGGGAACUUGUGCCUCCUGCCCUCACCUGGAAUCAGUGUUAUUGCAUCUGAUCAAAUGUCUCCAGAAAUAAAGAGAAAAAAUUC